GUGGUUCCGGAUGGGAUUACCGAUUUGAACAAGUAUGACAUCCAGGAUGCAUAUGAAGUUGUCAAUAACUACUUGUCUAAGCCAAAAGAUCGACGCCCGGGCCCUUCUUCCCCAGAGGAGGACGCAAAAUGGCUAGCAAAGGAGACCGCGUUCAAGAAGUGCUGGGAUGCCAUUGGUGAACUUGUGGUCCAGGAUGCAUCCAUUGUAGCCUGCACGCACAAUCUAGCCGGCACACCUAUCGUCAGGAGAAAUCUUGACGUGCUGAUACCUCUCGUUUCUCUAGACAGGCCGGGGGAUGUUCUAGGAACAAUAAGAGGGGGUGACCGACAGCAACUCCCCCCCCUGGCAGUUACAGCGUCUGAGGUCCCCGGGUACAACGAAUUCGGAUACCAGAUGGGAAGAUCGCUAUUUGAUCGACUUCGUCGCUCCCAAUUCCCCUUCACACUAGUUUCUGAGCAACACCGCAUGCAGCCGCGUCUUUCAAAAUUUCCAUCCGCUUUCACCUACUAUGGGAAAAUGAUUGACAACCCGAGCACCAGAGUGCCAGAUGUCAAUUUCAAAUCGGGCAUGGAACUCAUCGGCGUCAAUGUGAUGGAUGGGGAGACUGUGGUUAAUGACAGAACUCGGUCUCGUUCAAAUCUUGCCAAUGUCACUAUCGUCAUGGAGCUCGUGGAGUUUCUUCUUCGUCGUGACGUGCUCAAAGGAAAGACUUCCACUAUAAUCACGACAUAUGCGGACCAAAAGAAACUAUACAUACGCCGCAUGAUGAAACUGUCCGAAAAGCUCAGUAUCGCUUGGGAGGAUAUGGUGAAAAUAGCAACAGUCGAUUCCAUGCAAGGACAUGAAGCGGACUUCAUCAUAUUGGAUUGGGUUGUGGACUCGGGGGAAAAGUCCGAACUGGGCUUUGCCUCAGACAAUCGCCGUGCAAACGUCGCUCUCACAAGGGCUCGAGCGUGUCUGAUCGUUGUAGCGAAUGGGGCCAUCCUCAAUAACGACAGGCUCAGUGAAAACAAGCCGCUGGACGUUCAUCCCGAAAUCCUUGUGCACUGGCAGAGUCUGGUCAAUCAGAGUCUCGUUGUGGACGUCCGCGCUGGCCUGAUGACUAGUGAUACCGACGACGCAUAUAACUUUCAAGAGACCCCCGCACCGACCGAUGAUGCUGGUUUUAUGGCAAGCACUACUGACGAUCAAGAGAACAUCUAUCCUGGCGAAGAAGAAGCUUGGAAUGCUCCUUGGGGCAAUGAUACUAGUGCCGAGACUUCGACUGGCUGGGAGAAUUGGUGA
This is a messenger RNA of Aspergillus neoniger CBS 115656, 1284 nucleotides long. RefSeq lists its product as uncharacterized. The transcript is spliced from 3 exons. The record is from RefSeq and is a predicted model, not a curated record. The annotation marks the transcript as partial. NCBI's taxonomy places the organism in Eukaryota, Fungi, Ascomycota, Eurotiomycetes, Eurotiales, Aspergillaceae.